Phragmites australis (common reed) is the source of this 1269-nucleotide messenger RNA. Its product is annotated as photosystem I assembly factor PSA3, chloroplastic-like. The record is from RefSeq and is a predicted model, not a curated record. NCBI's taxonomy places the organism in Eukaryota, Viridiplantae, Streptophyta, Magnoliopsida, Poales, Poaceae. Gene Ontology annotation, biological process: photosystem I assembly. The transcript has 3 exons. Bases 99 to 905 code for a protein of 268 amino acids.
ACUGGCUUCGAACAAGCUUAGUCCAUGAGCAGAUAAGGCGCGCGCCACGCCCACCACACACACACACAACGCGUCCCAAGUAAACCCCAUCGACGGGCAUGGGAGCUCUACCCGUCGCCCACAAGCUCGCUCUCACAUCCCCCUUCCUCCCGCGCCACCGCAGGCCCCGCCCCACCGCCCGCAGCUGGCGCCGGCGACAUGGAGCGGUGGUGGCGUACAUGGAGCCUAAUCCAAACUCCCCGGCGUCCAUCGCGGGGCGCCUCAUCGGUGCCUUCCCCGUGGUGGGCCUCGUGGCGCGCAUACUAAGCGACGAGGGCGGCGUCGGCGGCGACAUCAUCGACUUCGCCGAGUUCCGCCGCCGCGUCAGCAAGAAGUGCACCGUCAUGGACUCGCAGGCCUUCUACGAUUUCAACGAACGCCGCGGCAAGCCAGGAGACCCCUUCUACGUUUUGCUGUGCUGCUGGCUGGCUGCCGUCGGCGGCGGGCUGCUGAAAACAGAGGAGAUUUUGGAAGGCGUGGCGCGGCUCCGCAUCUCCAACGACAUCGAGUUUGAGGAGGAGACAUUUAUCGACAUGAUGAGGGCGGCAAAGGAGAAAAGAGCAAAGCUGAAGGCUCCAACUCCGCAGAUACCGAUGGAAGCGCGGGCAGAGAAGGCCCUCGAAGCCAUCUACAUCUGCUGCUUCUGGCAGGACAUGGUCGAGGAAGAGGACGAGAAGCUCCUGUGCACGAUACUGAACGCGGUCUUCCCGUCGGUCGGGAGGCCGACGGUCGAGAGGAUGGUGUCUGCCAUGGCGGAGCAGGUGGCCUCCGGCGAGAGGAAGCGGGACGUCAAGAACGUGUCGAAGGAAGUGGUGCAGCGGCAGCUCAAGGACCUUGAGUUUUUGAAACAGAACAAGCUGGACUAGUGACGAGCAGGACAUUUUUUUGUCGAACAGAUGGUUUUUACAGUCCAGGAAAAACAAAUCAUGCGGCGUGCUUGGCCGUAGUUCAGUCAGGUAUUGAGGUUCGUAAUUGCAGGAAGCCAGGAACGAAGCAGAUGCAGGGUGGUUUUGAUCAUAGGUGUGCUAGGACGAAUCAGCCAUGACAGCAGACAUUGCAACACAGUUUACACAGUUGAAUCAAUAUUGCGGUCACUGUCUUCUAAGAUAAAGUUGUGAGUCUUGUGACACAUUCGGAAAAAAAAAUUGUACUUUUUAAUGCUCCAUGUGUUGUGUUUUUUCAAUCAUCAGCUCAAGUGAACAAUGCAAAUCACGGACCAUCGGUUUAAGA